AGAAUCUCCCACCUUCAUUUUCUGCUUUCUUACCCACUCUUAUCUCAUCACCUAUAUAUCUUCCCUUUUGCAAGGGAAACCCCUAUAUGCAGGAAAGAAAAUAGAGCCCGUAGCGUAGUACCAGAAAAGAAGAACCCUACUCAUGAUUCAAUAUUCACAUUUGGGAUGCUCCUUUUUGUAUCUCCUCACGUCCAUUAGCCUCUUCGGAAUAUCAGCCAUUGCAUGGAAUAAGGAAUCGACCCCGCCCCCGCUGCCUCUCCUCCCGCUCCCGACGUAUUCCCAGCUAAAAUGGCAGCAGAGGGAAAUCAUCAUGUUCCUCCAUUUCGGUGUCAACACCUUCACCGACUCCGAGUGGGGGACAGGCCAGGAGGACCCGAAGAUCUUCAGACCGACAAGUCUCAACGCAUCCCAGUGGGCUGCCACAGCCAAGGCUGCUGGGAUAUCACUCAUGAUCCUCACCGCAAAGCACCACGAUGGGUUCUGCCUCUGGCCAUCUAAGUACACGGACCACUCCGUGAGGAGCAGCCCUUGGAGGGGUGGUGGGGGUGAUGUGGUGAAGGAGUUUGUGGCCGCAGCAAGCUCUCGAGGGAUCGAUGCCGGGUUGUAUCUGUCGCCAUGGGACCGGCAUGAUCGGAGAUACGGUCGGGAUCUGGAGUACAAUGAGUACUACUUGGCCCAGUUGCAAGAGUUGCUUACCAAGUAUGGGGGAGUGAGGGAGAUAUGGUUCGAUGGGGCAAAGGGAGCGAAUGCGACGAACAUGACCUACUACUUCGAUGAAUGGUUUGCCAUGGUGAGGGAACUGCAGAGUUCCAUCAACAUAUUCUCCGAUGCAGGCCCCGACGUCCGGUGGAUCGGCAAUGAGAACGGCUUUGCUGGGAGCACCUGCUGGGCAACCAUCAACCGCACAUCUCUGUCUAUCGGAAAUGCCAGCAUAGUAGACUAUCUGAACACGGGGGAUCCGAGGGGCACCGAUUACUUGCCGGCAGAGUGCGACGUAUCGAUAAGGCCCGGCUGGUUCUGGCACAAGUCUCAGUCCCCGAAGAAGCUGACCCAACUCCUUGACAUAUACUAUAAGUCCGUCGGCAGGAAUUGCGUGCUCCUCCUUAACGUGCCCCCCAACACAACUGGCCUCAUUUCCCAGUCAGAUAUCCACGCAUUGACCCAACUCAGGUCCACGAUCGAUACCAUAUUCUCCGUCAACUUGGCGGCAGGCUGCUCCGUCAGGGCCAGCAGCCAGAGGGGGGUCGGUUUUGGGCCGGAGAACAUCUUGGACGGAGACCAUCUCUGGACAUACUGGGCCCCUAAGGAGGAUGUCAGAGGAUCAGGACAAAGGCGUAACCAGGACCAUUGCAUCGAGAUCAGGGCGGCUAGGGGAGGGCUGAGAUUCAACGUGGUGAGGAUCCAGGAGGCUGUGGGGCUAGGUCAGCGGAUCAAGCGGCACGAUGUGUACGUCGACGAGAAGCUGGUGGCUCGUGGGACGACGGUUGGGUACAAGCGGCUGCACAGGAUCGAGGCCGGGGAGGUGCAGGGGAGUGUGGUGAGGAUCAGAGUACUGGAUUCGAGGGCCGUGCCUCUGAUCUCUUCUGUGGGCCUGCAUUUCGAUCCUUUAUGGGCUGCCCAUAUUAAGAAUCAGUCGGUGACUUGAAUGUCAAAUGUCAACUUCGAUUGGUACACUUUGAAAUGUAUAUGAGAUUGAGAACGAACUUAUCUUGUCCAUUCCUCUUUGGUUUUGUUGUUUUGACGAUGAUAAUCACUGUAACGUACGACAUGUAUCGGGCCAGAUAGUGAAUGAUUGUAUUGUUGAAUUAUGAAAAAAUACAAUCACCACCAUAGUGAAUGUCCA
Messenger RNA from Punica granatum (pomegranate), 1843 nucleotides. Lineage: Eukaryota; Viridiplantae; Streptophyta; Magnoliopsida; Myrtales; Lythraceae. The record is from RefSeq and is a predicted model, not a curated record.